This is a messenger RNA of Malassezia sympodialis ATCC 42132, 1299 nucleotides long. RefSeq lists its product as uncharacterized. NCBI's taxonomy places the organism in Eukaryota, Fungi, Basidiomycota, Malasseziomycetes, Malasseziales, Malasseziaceae. The record is from RefSeq and is a predicted model, not a curated record. Gene Ontology annotation, biological process: rRNA methylation. The coding region runs from base 1 to 1299 and encodes 432 amino acids. Gene Ontology annotation, molecular function: rRNA (adenine-N6,N6-)-dimethyltransferase activity. The transcript has a single exon.
AUGAUAGCCGUUGGUGUGAAGCGCCACACUCCUCUGUCGAUCUACACGGAUGCGCCGCUGCACUCUUAUUCGCCUCCCAUUGAUCUCAUCGAUGCUCCCUACUGCUAUGGUCACCUGCCCCACCCCUCUCGAUGGAAGUCCCUGUUUGCGUUCUCAAAGGAGCAACGAGCGCGACACCGAUACUUUGUAUCAAACAAGGACAAGGUGGCAGAAAUUGUCCGUGCGAUGGGACUUGAUGCAGAUGAGCGUCAGGGAGUAAAAUCCACUAUCAUUGAAGCGUAUCCGGGCCCUGGCACUUUCACGCGUGCCUUUAUGGAACAUCCGGCCGUGGAAAAAGUAAUUUCCAUGGAAAAUGUACCUCUUUUCCUGUCAUAUUUGGAAGAAUUGCGCGUAGAUCCCUCGAUGGGGAACAAUUCUGAAAAGCUCAGGCUUAUUCCAGAGUCAGGGUACUCGUGGGAUUCAUAUGAGAUGCUGGUGAAGGAUGGGCACUUGUCACACCUCGAGGGACGUGUGCCGAAGCUAGGAGAUCAUGCACCUCCGAUGGAUUGGGACGGUACGUCUUUUUCUCUUACAUUAGCGACAAGUCCUAUUGUAUUUUUUGCCCAGCUGCCAAAUACCGUACAUGGCGAACAACUGUUUGCCCAGCUGGUCAAUGCUAUUUCUUCGCGGCUGUGGCUGUUCCAGUUUGGCCGCGUAAAAAUGGUAUUCGUGUGUGGUGAGACGGUGGCGCUGCGUUCGAUGGCAUCACCACAAGACCCUCGCACGCGUGCCAAGCUGGGUGCCACGGUGCAGUGCCUGAGCACGCCGCGGCAGCUACUUACAGGAGACGAGAUGGAGCCGUAUGCCGAACACAUGUACCCUCCGACGCCGUCCAUCGGUCCGCGAGUGCCAGUAACAUCGAUCUUCAUCCCUAACUCAAACAUUUCUACGGGCCUGCAGAAGCGGAAGUUGACGGCGUUGGAGAUCGAUCCAUUGCGUUCGCCGCUGAUCGAUGCGCGUGACAUGGACUCAUUUGAGUUUCUUACCCGCAACAUGUUUGUGCUCAAGUCCAAGACGGUGAUGGAGGGACUAAAGCACACGGCGCCAGGCGCGAACAACAUUCUGCGCCUUGUCGCUCCAGAGCACCCGCGCAUGAAAGACCGUCCAGACGAUGUCGUCUUACCUGAUACCCCCAUUGUGGAGCUGACCAAUCGACAAUGGGCCUCGUUGGCCUCCGCGUUCGAACGGUGGCCAUUCCGCCCCGACACCCAUGUGGACGAGGGCCGUAUGCGUCGCGGACUGACUGAAUACCUUUUCUAA